Messenger RNA from Baudoinia panamericana UAMH 10762, 912 nucleotides. RefSeq lists its product as uncharacterized. The record is from RefSeq and is a predicted model, not a curated record. Gene Ontology annotation, biological process: eisosome assembly; endocytosis; negative regulation of protein kinase activity. The transcript has 2 exons. The coding region runs from base 1 to 912 and encodes 303 amino acids. Gene Ontology annotation, molecular function: lipid binding. Gene Ontology annotation, cellular component: plasma membrane; eisosome filament. NCBI's taxonomy places the organism in Eukaryota, Fungi, Ascomycota, Dothideomycetes, Mycosphaerellales, Teratosphaeriaceae.
AUGUCUUCGCUGCGGGGCAUGACCCAGCCUGAGCUGUCGAAGAAGCUGUACAAGCUCAUCAAGACACAAAACAGCCAGAUUGGGCACUACGAGAAUGCGGCGCGCGACACGCACAGUGUGGCGAGUCAGCUGAGCGAAUGGGGCGAAAGCACCGGCGACGAAGCUGUGUCCGAUAUCAGUGACAAGCUUGGCGUCUUGCUGGCGGAGAUCGCGGAGCAAGAAGAUCUCUUCUCGCAGAAUCUGGAAGAAAGCCGAGGCAUAUUGAAGCAGAUCCGCAACACGGAAAGCUCGGUGCAACCGAGCCGUAACCAAAAAGCGAAGAUCCAAGACGAGAUUCAGAAGCUCAAGUACAAGGAACCAGAGUCGCCGAAGCUCGUCAUACUCGAGCAGGAGCUUGUCCGUGCCGAGGCGCAGUCGCUCGUCGCGGAAGCGCAACUUACCAACAUUACCCGUCAGAAGCUCAAGGAGGCGUACGACGUCCAGACCGCGGCGAUCAUCGAGCGCGCCGAGAAGCAGAUCAUGCUUGCUCAGCACGCACGUCGCCUGGUCGGCUUGCUGGACGACACCCCGAUCGUGCCUGGCGAAGAGCGACCGCCGUUUGAGGACACGGAGGCUGCUCGAGAGAUCCUCAACGACGCCGAGGCAAGCUUGCGCGGCUGGGCGCCAUCUGUCGAACCCAUCCAGUCUUCUGGUGCGAAGGUCGGCGCAAACCUCAUGCCGAGCCACGUUGGCCAAGCUGGGGCGGAGGAACAAGCUAUGAGAACCGCCGAGGAGAGGGUUCACGGUGGUGCCACUAGCGCGACUGGCACGAGCGAGGUGACUCAUGGAACUCACGAACAGGUACAGCAUUCAUCAUACCAGCCAGAGGGGGUAUCGGCGCCAUACCCGACACACGAGACCGCGACCGCAUAA